Bufo gargarizans (Asiatic toad) is the source of this 2304-nucleotide messenger RNA. It is a transcript of the gene APPL2, whose product is annotated as adaptor protein, phosphotyrosine interacting with PH domain and leucine zipper 2. The transcript has 21 exons. The record is from RefSeq and is a predicted model, not a curated record. Lineage: Eukaryota; Metazoa; Chordata; Amphibia; Anura; Bufonidae. Gene Ontology annotation, molecular function: protein binding. Gene Ontology annotation, biological process: signaling. Gene Ontology annotation, cellular component: endosome membrane; cytoplasm. The coding region runs from base 114 to 2102 and encodes 662 amino acids.
AGCGGCCAUAGCUACACUCGUCAGUUCAGUACGUGUCGCUGAGCUCCAGAAGGAAGGGCUGUUAUUGAUUGAACCCAGCUAAAUAAUUCCGUACCAGCCGUGAGGAGGACAACAUGCCGGCAGUGGAUAAGCUGCUGUUGGAGGAGGCACUGCUAGACAGCCCCCAGACGCGCUCCCUCCUGAGUGUUUUUGAAGAAGAUGCUGGAACACUAACAGAUUAUACAAAUCAGCUGCUUCAGACUAUGCAGAGAGUUUAUGGGGCCCAGAAUGAAAUGUGUUUGGCUACCCAACAAUUGUCCAGCCAACUUCUUGCAUAUGAAAAACAGAAUUUUGCCCUGGGGAAAGGAGAUGAAGAAGCCAUAUCAACUCUACAAUAUUUUGCAAAUGUGGUAAAUGAGCUCAAUGUCCUUCAUACAGAACUAGCAAAGCAGCUGGCAGACAGCAUGGUGCUGCCCUUGAUACAAUUCCGGGAAAAGGACCUCACAGAAGUAAGCACAUUAAAAGAUCUCUUUCUUCUUGCUAGCAAUGAGCAUGACCUGUCAAUGGCAAAGUACAGCAGACUGCCCAAAAAGAGAGAGAAUGAAAAACUAAAAACUGAGAUUGCAAAAGAAGUUGCUGGCGCUAGAAGGAAGCAACACCUCUCUUCAUUGCAGUACUACUGUGCCUUAAAUGCUCUGCAGUACAGGAAGAGGACAGCAAUGCUGGAUCCUAUUCUUGGGUACACACAGGGACAGAUUGAUUUUCUGAAAAAAGGAUAUGAAACGUUUUCCAAAAAAAUGGAUGGUUUUCUAGCUUCUGUGUCAAGCAUGAUUCAACGAGUACAAGGAGAAUUGGAUGCUGAAGCAGAGGCUAUGAGGAUUACGCAACAAGAGCUACUUUCUGGUAGUGAUGCUGUGUAUACGCCAGACUAUGAUGUGUCAUCCCCAGUUAUCAACCGAAACCUAAUCCAAAAGGCUGGCUAUCUAAACAUGAGAAGCAAAACUGGUUUAGUUACCACAACAUGGGAGCGACUGUAUUUCUUUACACAAGGGGGUAACCUAAUGUGCCAGCACCGCGGUGAAGUGGCUGGGGGUCUGAUUCAAGACCUAGACAAUUGUUCAGUCAUGGCAGUAGACUGUGAGGACAGACGAUAUUGUUUUCAAAUCACCUCGCCCAAUGGCAAAUCGAGUCUCAUUCUCCAAGCAGAAGGAAAACGGGAAUAUGAAGAGUGGAUUUCUGCAAUCAACAAUAUUUCAAGGCAAAUCUACCUUUCUGAGAAUCCUGAGGCUGUAGCCAUAAGACUUAAUCAGACAGCUCAGCAGGCUGUAACUCCUAUCACCAGUUUUGACAGAAAACUCGAAAACGUUCCACAAAGCGAAAGCGUCAUGCGGACUGCAUCCCACAAUGAAUCAUUGUCUGAGCAAGCCACCAGGGAACCAGAGCUUGAACAGUUAAUAGCUCCUGGAACCCCCAUACAGUUUGACAUUGUCCUACCAGCCACUGAAUUCCAGGACCAAAAUAGAGGCAGCCGACGUACAAAUCCGUUUGGGGAAUCUGACGAUAAACUUGACAAUGCCACAGAUGAAGGUUUACUUUUGCAGCAGGUGUUUGUAGUUCGCUUUUUAGGCUCAAUGGCAGUAAAAACAGACCGUACCAACCAGGUUAUCUUUGAAGCAAUGAGACAGGUCUUGGCUGCGCGAGCGAUUCAUAAUAUAUUUCGAAUGACAGAAUCCCACUUGAUGGUAACCAGCAAAAGCAUAAGAUUUAUAGAUCCACAAACACAAGUUAUAAGGAUAAGUUUUGAUCUUGAAAACAUAACACAAUUUGCUGCCCAUCUAGAGAACAAGCGUUUAGUGGGAUUUGUUGUUUGCACCCCUGAAGCAUCUGGAGACCAAUCCUUGAGUGCCUAUGUCCUGGAAAGUAACACGGAGGGUGAAAAGAUAUGUGUUGCCAUCAGCCUGGGAAAAGAAAUUGCUGCUGCGGAGAAGGAUCCAGAAGCACUGGCACAACUCAUGUCAUCAGUUCCACUAUCAAAUGACGGAAAGUUUGUUCUUUUGAGUGUGCAGACAGAGGAUGAUCCGGAUAGUGUGUCAUGCACUGAAGGAGUGGAAUCUGAAGCAUGACAUAACUCUCCAUUUGUUUGCAAAUUUGCAAGUACUUUGCAUGAUAGGCCUGAUUGGUGAAAUGUUCUUGCACAUGCAUUCAAAAAGUCUUCAGAUCCUUUCAUGUUAUUAUGUUGCAACCUUGUGUUAAAAAUAAUAAAAAAUAAUAAUAAUCACGUUUUCCCACACCAAUCUGCACUCGAUACCCCAUAAUGAGAAAGUA